Messenger RNA from Babjeviella inositovora NRRL Y-12698, 633 nucleotides. RefSeq names its product Tom6p (gene TOM6). Gene Ontology annotation, biological process: protein import into mitochondrial matrix. The record is from RefSeq and is a predicted model, not a curated record. Lineage: Eukaryota; Fungi; Ascomycota; Pichiomycetes; Serinales. Bases 14 to 172 code for a protein of 52 amino acids. The transcript has a single exon. Gene Ontology annotation, cellular component: mitochondrial outer membrane translocase complex.
CACAACUAACACGAUGAACAGAAUUCCAAGACAGCCGCAAACUCCAAAGUCCGCUUUCCAAAAGUUCAAGGAGUCCCCAAUGUACACUAUUGCCGUCCACACCGGCUUGUUCGCCGCCGGUGUUUUCUUCAUCCAGUCUCCAAUGAUGGAGAUGUUGGUUCCAGACUUGUAAUCAAUAUGCAAAUAAUGAGUGGGCCGUAUGCACCAAGAACUAUUUGGGUAUGAUUGGUGAUGGGGUUUGGCGCGGCGGAAUAUUCGCUGUGAACUCAUCAUGCCCCAUGCCUUUUCUGUCGAGCCUAUUCCGAUUUCUCUCUUUAUCUCUUAUUUGAGUGCCGUUGGCAUCCUAAUAUGAACCUCGCCGUGUUUUUUUGGCGUCGAGACUGACGACUUUACUGUACAUAUAAUAUACAUCUACGCUUACGUCUAUCUGAGAGAAAUGGCCUGUCGGUUUAUACAUUCAAGGGAAACUGUAAAAAUAGCCCGUACUUUAAAAAAAGAAGGCACUAGCAAACACGGGAAAAGGCAGGUUUAUGAGACCUAACUUCAAAUUAUUAACAAUCCGGCGGUCUCCAGGGCUGGUGUCAGUUCAUCAUCUUACUAUAACUUGUUGAAUUUUAUCUAUGCUUUCGCCUU